CUUCAACAACACCACAGCUUAACGAACGACCAAAACCAUCAAGAUGUCGAACACACAAGUAGGAAACGUAUACUCGCAGAUCAUCACCGAUGUGAUUGAUAGCUCACGCGUCGAUUUCGAGGAGGGUGGCGUGGACGAACAUGUCCUGGACGAGUUGAGAAUGGGAUGGCAACAAAAGUUGUCACAGCUUCAGGUUGCUCAAUUCCCUUGGGAUCCUAAGCCUGAACCUGUACCUGCCAUGUCCAACCCUCCCACCGUCCCCUCAAAUGCCGGCAAUUACCAAUCCAACACCCCUCCAAUUCCCCAGAACCAAGGCCAAGGUCUUACUCUUCCACAAGUCAACAAUGGCAAUCGCCAGCCACAAAUCAAGUCGGAGCCUGGCUUGGAUCACGGAAUGCAACAACCUCCCCAACAACCAUACACAGCUAUGCCACUUACUCUUCCCGCAAAUGCUACUCAAGCUCAGCAGAGAGCUGCCCAACAUCUACAUCAGAACUAUGGUCCUCGAGCAGCUGCAUCCAUUAGUGCCAUCCAAGUACCCGGAGCACCUCCCAACAACCAAAAUCAACAGAUGAUGGGCCAACAACAAGCCCAGCAACAGCAGCGUAAUAUUCAGCAGAACGGACCGCCGCAAGGCAUGUCUAUGCAACAGCAUCAGCAGCAACUCAUGGCCAACCAGAACCAAAACAUGCAGCGUUUACAAGGUAUGCAGCAGCAAGGAGCCCGGCCCCCAAUGUCCCAAGAACAGUACCGACAAGUCAUGGCUCAGAACGCAGCCAACAGGCUGCAACAAGCCAACGGUCAGAACGGUGUUGGAGGUGCUCAGACGGAUGGUGCGGGCGAUGAAGUCGAGUCCUUCGGUGUCAUCAAGAGCGUCAACUCCUCUGGUGAGGAAGUCAUGGGGCGAAUCGAAAUCGACAGCCUCAUCCGCAGCAAGAUCGAAUCAAUGGGUACCAGCAUGGAAGGCGGUGGUCUUAUGCUACCUCUCCACCAAGCAUCAACAGCAGCCAAACGUCAACGCAAGGUCAAGAAGUCAGCAGCCAUGCAGCAGACUGAUGGGCCGGAGGACGACGACGAUAAGGAUGACGUCAAAGACGAGGAAUUGGAUGAGGAUGCUAUUAAUUCUGAUCUUGAUGAUCCGGAUGAUGGUUUGAAUGAUGAGGAGGAUGAUGAUGAGAGUAUGGGCCAUAUCAUGCUUUGUAUGUAUGAUAAGGUGCAGCGGGUUAAAAAUAAGUGGUAUGUCCUUCCCCUCCGCCUGAUCUUUGUCAACGGACCACCACUAAUACACCAAAUAGGAAGUGCGUCAUGAAAGACGGCGUCCUGACCGUCAAUGGAAAGGAAUACGUCUUCCACAAGGCGAGCGGAGAGUAUGAGUGGUAGAUCCCUCUUGCUACUCUACACUGCUUAAGCUGUCUUUGCAGGCUUGACUUCUGAUCGCCCGUCAAUCACACCUCUUUCCCACGCACUCAACUACUUGCCUACAUACAGUACUGCAGUGUUGGUACAAGGCGAUGAUACCGCAAUGCGAUCUCUUCUGACAUCAUACAACAAAAAGCUCCUUGGUCGGCGCGUUGGAGACUGGCGUUUUUCUAUUGCGCUGUGCUCGCGAUACUCUUCCUCUCUCCUCUUCUUUGACGACUCAAAUUCCCGAAAAUUGCGUAGUCAAACAGGCUGGGCUUUUCACUGUGCAUGUGAAUGGGUGGUGGGGCGUGGAUGCCGGCUGGGCAUGGGCAUGGGUAUGGGCGGAUUGUAUGAAUACAUUUCACAUGUGCUUUCUUUUCCUUCUCCUUCUUCCUUUCUAUUCAUGCGAUUGAUGAUGUCUGCGAACACCGGGGGGUGAGGAUGGGGGUGUGGAUAGCGCGUUGAUGAUGAUGAUGAUGGGAUGCGUUGCAUUUUCUGGUCGAGGUUGGAUUGAUACUGCUGCAUGGAGUGGGUUUGGUAGACGAAGGGGCUCGAUGCAGUGAGGAUGAUUAUAUUCGAGAGGCUCGAUUCCCGUUUCUCAUGCAUGCAGGGAUGAGCUACCUAGGGAGUGAAAUUCUAGCGAAGGGUGCGGGGACUUACUUUGAGAUGAAUGCUAGAUAUCACACUCAGCUGAGUUCAAAAAUGAAAAAUGAAAGAUGAGAAUACAUGCACGCAAUCAAGCUAUUCCCUCCCCGUGGCUCAUCCCGCUCGAGGUGAGAACGUUGGAGAAUUGGAGGAAUACCGUCGAAUUAAACACACGGAAUGAAAUGUAAUCCAUUGCUUCAAUAUAAACUUGUCUAUUUAGAGGAAAAUCUUCGAU
Messenger RNA from Cadophora gregata, 2281 nucleotides. It is a transcript of the gene TOA1, whose product is annotated as transcription factor IIA subunit alpha. The record is from RefSeq and is a predicted model, not a curated record. Bases 44 to 1309 code for a protein of 421 amino acids. Gene Ontology annotation, cellular component: transcription factor TFIIA complex. Gene Ontology annotation, biological process: transcription by RNA polymerase II; transcription initiation at RNA polymerase II promoter. NCBI's taxonomy places the organism in Eukaryota, Fungi, Ascomycota, Leotiomycetes, Helotiales, Ploettnerulaceae. The transcript is spliced from 2 exons.